GGCUCCUUCUCCCGGACACAGCUGAGGUGAACCCCGAGACAGGGAGCCCAGCAUCCCGCUCCCCACCAACCCUCGCCAGACCAGGCCCCCUAGGGCACCCAGGCUGGGAGCCCAAACUCCUGGAUUGGUAUCAAGAUGAGCAGCUCGGCAGGGCCCAUUGCAGCCCCCAAACCCAGCGCCAAGUCCAUCUAUGAGCAGAGGAAGAAAUAUUCCACAGUGGUCCUGGCGGACGUGUCCCAGUAUGCGGUCAACCACCUGGUGACCUUCUGCUUGGGGGAGGAGGAUGGGGUCCACACCGUGGAAGAUGCCUCCAGGAAGCUGUCGGCCAUGGAUGCCCAGGGCCGGAUCUGGGCCCAGGAGAUGCUGCUGCAGGUGUCCGCCGGGCAUGUGAGGCUUCUGGAUAUGGACUCCAAGGACGAGCUGGAGUCCUACGCCUUGAGCGCCAUUCUUCGAUGUGAGGCUGUGUUCCCCCCAGGACAGACCCGCUCCCUCCUCCUCCUGGUGUGUCAGGAGCCUGACCGUCCCCAGCCCGACGUCCACUACUUCCAGGGCCUCCGUGUUGGGGCCGAGCUGAUCCGAGAGGACAUUCAUGGAGCCCUGCAAGCCCAGCGGUCAGGCAGCGGAGAUCGGCGGGCGGCUGCCCUCAGGGCCACACAGGAGGAGCUGAAGCGCACACCCAGCCCGGGGCCUGGAGACACCCCCUUCCAACGGCGGCCUUCCACUCGAGUGGCCAUUGCCCCCCGGGAACGCCUGGUGGGAUCACGGGCCAAGGAAGAGGCAGCCGUCCCCGAGGAGGAGGAAGGCACCCAGAGGCCGACCCUGGAGCUGGCCAGUCUGGAAGCUGAGCGGAACGUGGACAUCUUGAACCACAUCCUGGAUGAUGUCGAGAGCUUCGUAGCCAAGCUGCAGAAGUCGGCGGAGGCCUCUAGGGUCUUGGAACACAGAGAGCGGGGCCGCAGGGCCCGCCGGAGAGCCGCGGGAGAGGGGCUCCUGACCCUUCGGGCAAAGCCUCCCACAGAGGAGGAGUACACGGACAUUCUGCAGAAGAUCAAGUAUUCCUUCAGCCUGCUGGCCCGCCUCCGAUCCAACAUCACAGACCCCUCUGCCCCGGAGCUGCUGCACUUCCUGCUGGGUCCCCUGCAGAUGGUAGUGGACACAUCUGGAGGCCCUAGCCUGGCCCAGGCUGUGCAGCAGCCUCGUCUGACCGGAGAGGCCGUGGCUCUGCUGAAAGAGACUCUGACAGCGCGAGAAGCUCAGCUCUGGACUUCUCUGGGAGACUCUUGGACCAAGUCCCGGCUUGAGCUCCCUCCUGAGGAAGGCACCCCCUACGCUCCAGUCUUCUACAGUGGCUGGGAACCAACCCCCACCACCCCCGGGGGCCAGCCCUGGGAGGACCCUGUGGAGGGGCAGCACAGACAUGAGAGGCGACGGUGGCAGCAAUCGGCCCCACAGAUGGAGGUCAAUGGUCACACAGAACCAGACCCAGAGCUGGAGCCUGGGCCAGGGCUGGAGCCGGAGCCCGAGCCGAGGGUCCCGGGGAAGUGGGUUCUCUGUAACUACGACUUCCAGGCCCGGAAUGGCAGUGAGCUCUCUGUCCAUCGAGGAGACCUACUGGAGGUCCUAGAUGAUGCCCGGAAAUGGUGGAAGCUUCGAGACCUUGAGGGACAGCAGGGUUACGUCCCCUACAACAUUCUCACCCCACACCCCGGGCCCCCAAGCCGAAAACCCAGCCCCGCCAGGGCACUGGAACAGAACACCCCUCCCCCACCCCUGGCCCCAGCCCCUCCCAGGCCCCGCUGGGGCAGCACGGACAGCCUAGACCUGGACGCUGGGGAGAAGGAGAAGUUCACGUACAUGCUGAGCGUUAACGAGGAGCUGCAGGCCCGGCUGGCCCAGGGUCCCCGGAGCUCCAGCCGAGCGCCCGGCACGGUCCGCCUGGCCUCAGAGCCCCCGCUCAGCCCCCGCUCCCCAGCCCCCCAAGUCCGAGCUUGGCUACAGGCCAAGGGCUUUAGCCCAGGGACCGUGAGUGCUCUGGGGGUCCUCACUGGCGCCCAGCUCUUCUCUCUAAAGAAGGACGAGCUGCAGGCAGUGAGCCCAGAGGAGGGUGCCCGGGUUUACAGCCAAGUCACCGUGCACCGAGCCAUGCUGGAGGACUCGGAGAAGUUGUCGGAGUUGGAAGCGGUGAUGGAGAAGCAGAAACGGAAGGUGGAAGGGGAGGCGGGCGGGGACGCUCCGUGACCUGCCCUCUCGCACCCACCCCCCCAGUCCCCACUCAGGGGCACCCAGAGCCCCGCCUCCCAGCCGAACCCGACAGCUCCUCCUCUUCUCUCCCGGCCUCCGCCCGCAGGCUCCGCCCAGCACGCCCCUGAUUGGCUGAGGCGGGAAGGGCGGGGCCACCGAGCCGGGACUAAAUAA
Molecule: messenger RNA, 2415 nt
Organism: Dromiciops gliroides (monito del monte)
Lineage: Eukaryota; Metazoa; Chordata; Mammalia; Microbiotheria; Microbiotheriidae
Gene: EPS8L1
Product: EPS8 like 1
Exons: 21
Coding region: 136-2238 (700 amino acids)
Biological process (GO): positive regulation of ruffle assembly; Rho protein signal transduction; regulation of Rho protein signal transduction
Cellular component (GO): vesicle; ruffle membrane; plasma membrane
Molecular function (GO): actin binding
Source: RefSeq, a predicted model, not a curated record